Messenger RNA from Rotaria sp. Silwood1, 1956 nucleotides. The record is from the annotation of a GenBank genome assembly. Lineage: Eukaryota; Metazoa; Rotifera; Eurotatoria; Philodinida; Philodinidae.
AUGUCAAUUGACGAACAAAUAAAAACAAAUAAUUUACCAAAUUUCACCAAUAGUCCAAUUUGUCUUGAAAUUUUUCGUGAACCAUUACAACUACCUUGUCAACAUAAUUUUUGUAAAUCAUGUCUCGAAAGAAUUACAGUAGAUCGUUGGAGUCGAUGUCCGGUAUGUCGUGGAUGUUAUCGAGUACCAUUUUCCGGUGUUGGCUCAUUUGAAGUCAAUCGAACAAUUAUUAAUUUACUUGAAAAUCAUUCAUAUACUGAAUUAAGACCUAUGCUUCAAGCUAAAUGUGCUCUUUGUAAAUUAGAUGAUACAAUAACUAUAUGUGAACAUUGUCGUGAAGCAAUAUGUUAUAAAUGUCGUCGACAACAUUAUGAUGAAUUUCGUAAAUAUGUUUGUUUAAAAUUAAAUGAAACUGAACAAGAAACAGAAAAAUUAAUUGCUAAAGAAGUUGAAAAUAUAAAAAAUCAUGAAGAAAAUAUUCAUCAAUCAACUAAUAUUGUUAGUAUAAUUUGUGUUAAAGUAAAUGAACUUAUUGAUAAAAUAAAACGAGAAGAGAAAAAAUUACUUCAUAGUAUACAAGAAUUUAAUAAUAAUGAACAAAGGUUAUUGAAGGAAAAAAAUAGUCGAUUUCAAGAUCUUGCCAAAAUUAAAACAUUUUGUUUAAGUUCUCAAGAAAAACUAUACAAUAAAGAAGAAACAGAUCAAGAAGCUAUUGAAAUUCGAGAAAAAUUUGAAGAAUAUUUUAUUAAUAUAAAUAAUCUUCAAAAUCAAAUAUUUGUUGUUAAAACACCUCGACGUCGAAUUUCAUUUUUUAAUCAAGAUAUAUCAUUCGAUGCUAUUUCAUUGGGUUUUGUUGAAAUUAAAAUGGAACUUGAACCAAUUGAAAGUUCUAUUCAACUUUCACAAUUAAAAAGUUGUUCCACUGAUAAAAACGUACAACAUUAUUCAAAACAACUUAUGCAUAUUUUAAGUAAUACAUUACAAGAACAAAAAGAAUUAUCAAAUACAUCGAUAAUUGAUGAAAAUAGAUGUUGUUCUGCAUCAUCAAAAAAUCAUAAAAGAACACCACGUAUAAUUGGUAAACGUGGAACACGCGAUACAGAAUUUAUUCAUCCAUCAUCAUUAGCUUAUUCGAAACAAGAUAAAUUGAUUUGUAAAUUAAGAAAAAAAGAAAAUACAUCUUUAUUUAUGUCUAAUAUAUUUUUUUUUGAUUUAGAUAUAUGUGACACAUAUAAUAAUCGUCUUGUAACAUAUGGUUUAGAUGGUACUUUCCAACAAGUUUAUAAAGCUAUAAAUGAAACAGGUGAAAGACGUUUUCAUCAUCCAUAUGCAAUUCACAUUGAUUCAAAAAAUCGUCUUUAUUUAAUUGAUCAAUCUGAACGUCGAAUAAAAGUCUUUAAUCGUGAUUUUAAAUUAAUUCGUAUUAUUGGACAAUAUGGUCAUAAUAUUGGUCAAUAUUUGGCUCCAUGUGAUUUAUGUACAAAUGAACAAAAUGAUAUAUUUGUAUGUGAUGCUGGUGGACAUCAAAUAUUAAAAUAUAAUGAACAAGGUGAAUUUCUUCUUGCUUGGGGUGAAAUUGGCACUGAUAAUGGACAAUUUAAAUGUCCAGCUUGUAUCUGUAUAAUGAAAGGUGAUCGUUUAGCUGUAUCAGAUUGGGGUAAUGAUCGAAUACAAAUAUUUAAUAAUGAUGGUAAUCAUCUAUUAUCCAUUGGUCAUCGUGGUAAACUUUUAGCAGAAUUUUCUCGUCCAUUAGGUUUAGCAUAUGAUGAAACAACAGAAAAAUUAUUUGUUUGUGAUGAUGGAAAUAAUCGUGUGAUGAUAUUUAAUCAUGAUUUUAGUAUAACUGAAUUAGUACAUUCAAAACUAGGUUUUAAUGGACCUUAUGAUAUUUUAUUGCUUAAAGAUGGUCGAAUAAUUAUAUCUGAACAUCGAGCACAUCGUUUACAAUUUAUUUAA